UCGUCAAAUUUGUAUGUUUCUUUUACUUAUUUGUUGGGAAAUUUCGGUCUGUAAUUGACAGGCGAUACAAAUGUAUGUUGUUGUGCAUGAGAUUUUUUCAUAUUGCAAGGACAUAAUAUUGAUAUUGGAGAAUGUAAAUUCGUGUGAAAUAUCAUGUAGCCGUUUUUUCUAAUCUUAGCUUAUCCACAGACAGAAAGAAAAUGUCAGUAGUAGGGAAUGCAAUUUACCCACAUCCUAGAAGCACUUCGAAAUUAUCAACACGAAUAGAUGCAGAUGGGAAAGAAGUUGAGGUUGAAGUGCGAGAAGAUGAAGAACAGAAAAUCAAAUUACAAGAAAUUGUGGACCUGCUUGUGGCUGCAGGUUAUUUCAGAGCUCGUAUCAAGGGCCUUUCAUCAUUUGACAAGGUAGUUGGAGGAAUGACAUGGUGCAUUGAGACUUGCAAUUUUGAUGUCGACGUGGACCUUCUCUUCCAGGAAAAUCUCACAAUUGGACAGAAAAUUGCACUUACGGAAAAAAUAGUAGCUGUGUUACCUGAAAUGAAGUGCCCCCACCGCAUUGAGCCACAUCAAAUACAGGGUCUUGAUUUCAUUCAUAUAUUUCCAGUUAUACAAUGGCUUGUAAAAAGAUCAAUGGAGACCAGAGAAGAGAUGGGGCAGUUCGUUCAGUCGUUUGCCAUUACCCAGUUUCAUAAAUUGUGUCCACUGCCUGAAGAGCAAAGAGUUUUGACACAGCAAGAAAAUAUUCUGAGAAACAUACGUACCAUUAAGGAGGUUUAUCGACCACAUCGUCAUUUUCGCCGGAAGGAUUGUCCACCUGUAGAAGAAGAGUCACGUGUUCAGAGUACUCUGCUAGAAUAUGGAGGGACAAAUGAGGAGAAUAAUCAACAGAUGUCAGCAGAUGUACAGGAGACUCAAAGGCUGGAGGAGUUAGAUUUAUGUUUCAGUAACAGUAAUCACUGUUUCGUGCAUGUUUCACAGCAACGAAUAGAGACCCUGAUGAAGAACAUGGCACAUGUUGGAGAACAGGAGGGUCGUCUGACUGCAGGUGUUGUUGGUAAUAUAGUCAACUUACAAGCACAAGAAAUUGCACGAGCUGCUGAGCGGUAUGCGGAAUUGCAAUCUGAGGAAAAGUUUGCGGCUUCUGCCUCUAGUCAAACAAGAGCCCUAGUAACCAUAGAGAAGCAGAAGGCAGUUCUCGGAGUUAAAGAGUUGAAGCUGAUGAAAGAGAAAACACGUUUGGAGACGGCAGUUGAAGAGGAAUCCUUGUUGUUGCAGCAGGCACAGGAGGCUCAUGAAAAAGUGGAUAAGGCACUUAAAUACAUGGAGUCAUUGGAGACUGAGGAAAAUAAAGGGAUAUUGCAGAAAUUACAGUCGCUUGUAAUACUGAAUGAGAGCCUAAAGCAACAGGCUAUUGAGUUCAGAGAGCAAUGUAAAUUGGAACUCAGAAACCUGCAGAAAAUGGUCAAAGAUGCAGAGGAAAGUGCCACCCCAGAUAAUGACAGUGAUCAGGUGACAUUGCAGUUUGAAGAGGAGCGAGAACGUGUUCAAAAACUCCGUCUUCUCUUGGCUAAACGUACCCGAUCCAUUGCCGCACUGCAGAGACAGUUGGAUGAGGUGCCGGGACGUGCCGAACUGGCACAGUAUCAACGCCGAUUUUUAGAACUUUAUAAUCAGGUGGCAGCCAAACACAAGGAGACAAAACAGUUUUAUACUUUGUAUAACACAUUAGACGAUAAGAAGUUAUAUUUAAGCAAAGAAUUAACUUUGCUGAACUCCAUCUUGGACAACUACACAGAGGCCAUGUCUUCAACAAGUGGUAAAGAGCAGUUUAUGAAGCAGUUUGACGCCAUUGUUGAGGGCAUCAAGCAAAACAAAGUAAAGGUGGAAUGUAGACGCAGUGAGGAACGUCAGCGUCGGGACAAGUUAAGUCAGCAGCUGUUAGGUCUGGUAGAGCAGCAGCGUCGGUACGUAGCUGCCGUGAGGCAGCUAACCAUCGAGUGCCGUCAUAAUGAAGCACUACUAGCCCAGCUUCGAGGAACAUAAUUUCUACCAGUACAUUGUCAUAAAUACUGCUCCAAUAAUGGAAAUAUACUCUCUAAAGAACAAAAAUGCCAUUCUCAAUACACAGGUAAUUUUUUUUUAAGUGUAAUAGGUUUGUAAGAAUUUUGGUUGGAAGUACAAAUGUAGAUUGUGAUUUUCUGCGUUGUGCAAUGUAUUAUUUCGGCCAACGUUUCAGAGGAACAUACUGCCUCCGUCACAGCCAAAAAGAUUAUGAAUAGUUCAGCAGCUUAUGUAAGGUCGACUGUAUGUGUAUGCAUAUUUUGUAUUUGUGCAGAAAAUGGGGUAUAAUCUGCAAUGUUGUUAUUACUACAAAUAUAUUUGCAUAAUAAAUGUAUUUUACAUUAAAAUCACUGAUAGCAGUACCAUUUGUAUAGGCUGUCAACUAUUGCUA
This is a messenger RNA of Zootermopsis nevadensis, 2451 nucleotides long. NCBI's taxonomy places the organism in Eukaryota, Metazoa, Arthropoda, Insecta, Blattodea, Termopsidae. The record is from RefSeq and is a predicted model, not a curated record.